CAGGGCAGGACUUUUGUUCAUAUCUAUGUAGAAAACAUUAAUGAAAACAGCGAGAAAAUAAUCGAGAAUAACAUUUAAAAUUUAUAUAAAAACAAAUCGAAGAGCUUAGCCCUGGAGAAGCGAGUGUCGGUCGCGAUAAACCGAGAAUCUCAAACGCGAACACCAAUCAAAAGAACCUACUGAAAGUGCAUAUAGAAAAAUAUCCAUAUGUAUGAAAUAACAAUAAUUAAGAACCUGUGUUGUUAAUUCGGUCGCUUACAAAUCCAAUUCCCCGGCUUUAUGUAAAUGUACGUACGAAAACACAAAAUGGAUUCGUCACAGGCAAAUAUGGAGGAAUCACCAAACCCGAACAACUAUGGUGUUAACCAAAGACUACAGAAGCCAGAGGGAUGGCUGCCCAACGUGGGCGAGUAUCAUCCAUCGCUGUUGUUCCCGGAGGACCCGCGGAGGUAUUUCCACAACCCCCCGCCUCCGCAUCCGCCACCGCACCCGCUACCGCUACCGCCUGCAGAGCCGAUCGAUGGAGGAGCCGCCCACAUACCCGCUAAACUGCCAGAAUACGGCACAGAGAUCAACCAUCCGGUCGAACCCGAUCGAGUCACAGCCGUCACAGUGCCGCCGCCCCCGCUGCAGUUGGCGCUGCCAUUGCAACCGCCACCGGUGGCCGAUGUGGCCACCAAGAACACAGUACCUUACGGACACAAGCGAAAGAAUUCGGUGGCCGACGAACAGGCGGCGGCAAGCAAGAAGAUUAGCCUGGCGGCCGCCGCUGCCGAGGCCGAGAAGAAAAACAGCCACCUUCGCAAGAACAUCCGCGACGUGAUGAACGAGAACAAUCUGGACACCACAACGCUGGCGGCUCAGAGGGAGGAGUCAGAACGCUUGGCUCGCGUUGCUGGUCAACAAAAGUCAAUGCGCGAGAUCCAGAAGCAGGUGGUGCACAAGCAAAUCUUCCGCAUCCUGCAGCUGGACGAGAGCGAGGGCAUCGAGAGCUGUUCGGUGUCAAACCACGCCGAGCACCACCCGCCCGUCGAUUUCCCCGAGGACGAAAUCGCCUCGGACACGUUCGACGAAUCGAACAGCAGUAGCCUCAGCGGCGGCAGCCUCGGGGACGUAAUACAAAAAGAGGCCAGCGUCGAGCAGCCCAGCGAGGUGGUCACGAUCGACGACAGCUCCUCCGACGACGACUGCAUACUUCUCUCCGAGGAGGAGAUGGAGGAGGAUGACGAGGACCUGAACGAGUCGGACGACGCCACCAACAGCGGCAUGCACGUCAAAGAUCUGUACAAUGUUCCUGACGAAAACGGGCAGGUGGUGGUCAACAUGGCGCACCCGGAAGGCGAAGAGACCCUGUACCUGGCCCCCCAAAUAGCCAAGGUAAUAAAACCGCACCAGAUCGGCGGGGUGCGCUUCCUGUACGACAACAUCAUCGAGUCCACACGAAGAUUCAACAAAUCGAGCGGUUUCGGGUGCAUUCUCGCCCACUCCAUGGGUCUGGGCAAGACGCUGCAAGUUGUCUCCUUCUGUGAUAUCUUUCUGAGACACACCUCAGCGCGGACAGUGCUGUGUGUGAUGCCCAUCAACACGCUGCAAAACUGGCUGAGUGAGUUCAACAUGUGGAUUCCGCGCUACUCCGCGGACGGCAAUGUGCGUGCCCGCAACUUCGAUAUAUACGUCCUGAACGAUCAGCAGAAGACGCUGACAGCGCGGGCAAAGGUUAUCCUCAACUGGGUCCACGAGGGCGGAGUCCUGCUGAUCGGCUACGAGCUGUUCCGCCUCCUGGCCCUCAAGCUGGUGAAGACGCGCAAGCGAAAAGGCAGUGUUAUGCGGCCCGACGGUAUGGACUCCAGCAGCGAUCUCAUGAACUUGGUGUUCGAGGCGUUGGUGAAGCCAGGCCCAGACCUGGUCAUCUGCGAUGAGGGACACCGGAUCAAGAACUCGCACGCCGGCAUCUCGCUGGCUCUAAAACAGAUCCGGACACGACGCCGCAUUGUGCUCACUGGUUACCCCUUGCAGAACAACCUGCUCGAGUACUGGUGCAUGGUGGACUUCGUAAGGCCCAACUAUCUGGGCACACGCACCGAGUUCUGCAACAUGUUUGAGCGUCCCAUUCAAAACGGUCAGUGCGUGGACUCCACUCCGGAUGACAUCAAACUUAUGAGAUACAGGGCGCACGUUCUGCACUCCUUGCUGCUUGGAUUCGUCCAGCGGCGCUCGCACACGGUGCUGCAAGCCACCCUGCCGCAGAAAUACGAGUAUGUUAUCCUGGCGCGAAUGACUCCAUUCCAGCGAAAGCUCUACGACACGUUCAUGACGGAUGUGGUGCGCACCAAGGCGUUCCCCAAUCCUCUGAAGGCCUUUGCCGUCUGUUGUAAAAUCUGGAAUCAUCCAGAUGUUCUGUAUAACUUUCUAAAGAAAUGUGAGACUGAUUUAGAUUUAGAAAUCGACGAAGAUCUUUCCAAGAGUGUCGUCCCCUCCACACCAACACCAACAGUUGUCGAGUCGCCCCAUAAUGAUCCAGCCGUGAAUGUAGCCUCGCCCCUGAGCGAAAGGAGGAAUAAUGGAUCCAGCGAGCCCAUCAAUAACAUUACUAAUAUUGAGCCCCUGCCCAAGGCUGAUAAUCAAACGUUAUACAAUAUGCCAACCUCCUCUGAUCUAAACGCAAAGUAUUUAAAUAAAAGCCCCAGCUUCUAUGAGGAGAAAUCAGAGCCCCUUAGCUAUGGGGCCUUUGGUGGCGAGACAAAGAACAACUAUUGGAUGGACUCCAGUAUUCUGCCCAAACCGGGAUGCGUUGAGGUCAUUAAGCAGACAGAUACCAACAUGUCUAACAAUUUUGAGAGUAUUACGACAUCGUCGGAAAUCGUGGAUCUGGACACGAACGAGAUUAAGACCGUGGAAACGACCAUACAAUCCUCGUCCUGUACAAAUAAUCAAGUAGACAAUGAUUGCAAUUCAAAUAGACCCAGUGAAUGGAGUUCCCCGGGCAUUAAAAACGCUGCCGGUAUUGCCGCCGCAGAGCCUUUUAAGAAGUUGCUGAAGAGCAAGCGGAAUGAUGAGUUUUCCUGCUCCUGGGCUGUCGAGCUGAUGCGGAACUAUGUGCCUGGCCUUAUCUCAAAUUCGCCAAAAAUGGAGAUUUUCUUUUGUAUACUGGAAGAGAGUAUGCACUUGGGGGACCGCAUAUUGUUAUUUAGCCAAAGUCUGUUGACCCUAAACCUACUCGAGGUCUAUCUAAAGUCUAGUUAUGUUCCUGGAAGCAAUCAGCUUUGGACUAAAAACACUUCCUACUUCCGCUUGGAUGGCUCCACUUCCUCGCAGGAACGGGAAAGGCUAGUCAACGAAUUCAACUCAAAUAGUAGUGUUAAGCUUUUUCUGAUAUCAACAAGAGCCGGCUCGCUGGGUAUCAACCUUACCGGCGCGAAUCGCGUAAUAAUAUUUGAUGCCAGUUGGAACCCUUGCCACGAUACGCAAGCUGUAUAUAGGAUUUACAGAUAUGGACAGACAAAACCGUGUUUUGUGUACAGAAUCGUCAUGGAUAAGUGUCUGGAGAAAAAGAUAUACGACAGGCAGAUCAAAAAGCAAGGCAUGUCAGACCGCAUUGUUGACGAGUGCAAUCCCGAGGCACACCUUUCGAUGAAGGAUAUCACGAAUCUGUGUCAUGACUACGACUCCGAUGAAGAAGUGAUCGAGGAGGUAAGCAAGCCAGCGACGGUGGAGUCGCCUAGCAAGCCGAGCUCGCCAACGGUUGAGGCUAGUAAACUAUCCCCCGACGCGGCAGAUGAGCCUAGCAAGGCAGCAGAUGAAUCAAAUAAGUCACCACUAUCAUCGGAUGAGUCGAAAAAGCCACCAGAAGACGACAAAAGUGCGUCAAUGGAUGUGGAUGAGACCAAGGCACAAAACGGCACCGGUAUAGAAGUGCCAGUUAAAAACGAAAAGGAUGAGGAGGUCCCGACACCCAAGGUUCAUGCUGACUCUAUAAUAAACACCAUUCUCGAGCUGCAUAAACAUUGUGUGACAAAAGAACCGUUUUUGCACGAAAGCCUUCUGGUAGAUCAAAAGGACCGAAAGCUGUCCCAAGCCGAAAAAAGGCAGGCUCAUCGCAGUUAUGAGCUGGAGAAAAAGGCUGCCGUCAAUCAGCGUUUUACCUAUACUCCUGCAAAAAUGCACUACAAGAUCGUUAACAACGAUGGAACCGUAAUCACUAAACCCAUGACACCGCAAAUGAAGACACAUACGUCAACCUCAACAGGAGGUGGACGCACAACACGCUGGAUUCCCGCUGACGUGUGGCAGAGACAGGGCAUGACCGCCCAAGAAAUGACCCUGCCACUUGAUGUUGUCAUUCCCACAAAUUCGGCUGAUAAAGCCAAUAUAAUUCUAAAGGCUGGACAGCGUGUAAUGGUCCUGAAGUCGGCGAAGGGUAUCUACAUGCAGCUGGACAGCGGAAAGAUCAUAGCCAUAAGGACUACGGCAAAAACAGAAGCGGAGAAACCAAAUAAUAAAGACGAUGUCAUCGACAUAACAUCCGACUGUGACACUGACACCGCCAAGCCACAAACACCAGAAAAAGAUGUGAAAGAUCUGACUGCCGAUGACGAGCCACAACAUAUCGCAAAGAACAAGGAGUCCAUUGCGCCAGCAACUACUGCAAGCCGGCCAGAAAUGUCGGCUAGCGAAAAGCGAAAGCCCACAGAAAGCACGCAGCAACAACACUUUAAGCCGCAAUCACAACCAAACAAUAGUUUGGCCUCCACAUCAAAUCCACAUCAGAUGCCUUGUGACUUGAACUAUGCACAGCCGUCACAACACUCUCAGCAGCAGACACAGUCACAACAACAGCCGCAGCAACAACAACCGCAGCCACAGGCGCAACAAUCGCAACAGCAGCAGCAGCAACCGUUGCCGCAAACGUAUAAGCAUCCGAAUCACCUGCCGCCGGCUGUUAGCGAAGGUUACAACAAUGCAAGUAGUAGUAGUAUUCAGCCCAAUGUGCCACUUCCGCCGCACCCAAGCGAUACGACGGACAGUUCGUAUUUCCAGACGGUACCCAAACCAAACCCCUUCCACCAGCCUUCCUAUCCACCCCAAUAUUACGACUAUUACGACAAUAAGCAUAAGGCCGCCCCACCUGCCUCCAGCUACCACCUCAAUAACUACACUUCGUAUGGCAAUUUGAACUUCGCGCCGUAUCAUUCCAAUCUGCACCCACCCGCAGGCUAUAUCAGUGCUCCGUCAUCGUACGCCAACUCGAAUGUGUUUCCCAGACAGCACUGGAGCUCUGCUGUGAAUGCGCCAGCGUCCAGCGAACCUAUACGGCAGCCCUCGUACAUCGGCAGCACCACUUAUCCCAUAAACGAGUGGUCGUCGCAAUAGCAACUGUAAAUAGAGACUUUGAUGGUCCCAUAUCUCCGGUGUCCAGUUGAGGGCGGAGCGCCACUCUAACGAGCUCAAAUAUACUCAGACUCCAACUUGUGACUAAUUUAUAUGAUUUAUUAUUAGCUAUAUUUAUAUUCGACUUGAGUAUUUAAUGCCUUUCUGUGUAGAAAGUAUUCCGUUUUAUUAUUUGUCCCUUAACAUUUUAUUCAAUGUACUCCGUCUGAGAAGUAGAAUGUCUAAUAAUAAUAGUAGGCAAUUCAAGCGAUCAUCUGUUGAUCAAUAAACCACACACACAAUGCUUCCUAUACUUAUAAAAUUUAAAUUUUAUCUCAAUGUUAGUGUUCUUGUGGAAGUACAAUUUUUAAGUCGUUUGUAUGAUUUAUCCAAUGAAAUACUUACUUGUCGCUUAUGUGUUACCCUGACUGGACUAACAGAGCUCGGCCUUUGAUUCCCUACCAUUAUUUCUCUAAUUAAUUUAUUAUAAUAUUAUAGUAAAAUGCAUGACUAAUUAAUUAACUACAAAUAAGUUAUUAGUUUUCAUUCUGGAGUAAAAACAGACGAAAUCUAAAUAGAUAUUCAUAGAGCGUAACCUACUGUUUAAGCCAAUCGUUCUACCCAAACUGUAUUUUAUUUAGAAGCCCAUGAAUAGAAAAAGAAAAACUCAUACGAAAUAUCAUUAAAAAAUUGGUCUCUCUUUUGGUAACGGGCAGCAAAACCCGAAAAUAAACGAAAAGAAAACUAAUAAAAAAAAAGGAAAAACAUUGACAUUAGUCUAGAUAAUAUCACACAUUCGAAAUAAUUAACAAGCUUUGAUUAAACAUUGUUAGAUCUAAGCAAUAAAGAAAAAGUA
Molecule: messenger RNA, 6223 nt
Organism: Drosophila serrata
Lineage: Eukaryota; Metazoa; Arthropoda; Insecta; Diptera; Drosophilidae
Product: helicase ARIP4
Cellular component (GO): nucleus
Molecular function (GO): ATP hydrolysis activity; ATP binding
Source: RefSeq, a predicted model, not a curated record